This is a messenger RNA of Punica granatum (pomegranate), 1197 nucleotides long. NCBI's taxonomy places the organism in Eukaryota, Viridiplantae, Streptophyta, Magnoliopsida, Myrtales, Lythraceae. The record is from RefSeq and is a predicted model, not a curated record.
CUUCCCCACACAAUGGAAAACGCCACCGGUUUUUAAAUGGUCCUCUCACCCAAUAUUUCCUCUCACCAUUAAAUUCUUCUCUCUCUCUCUUUCUCGAAGAGAGAUUCCAUUCCAUCGCUGCGAGUUUGGGCUAUCAGCGGCCAUCAUCCAUGGCGUCUUCAACCUAAAGUCGAUCUGAUCAUCUCAGUCACCCACUCACUCACUCUUCCCGAGCUCGGACUCCCGAUUCCGCCGACGAACUAAUCCCUAGCAGCGGAGAGGAAAGGAAAAGAAGGAGAAGCAGCAGCAGCAGCUUGGAGCGGCGCCAUGUUUUUCCUGGACUGGUUCUAUGGAAUCCUCGCCUCCCUUGGCCUCUGGCAGAAGGAGGCCAAGAUCCUGUUCUUGGGCCUCGAUAACGCCGGGAAGACCACCCUGCUCCACAUGCUCAAGGAUGAGAGACUGGUCCAGCAUCAGCCUACUCAAUACCCCACAUCAGAGGAGCUGAGUAUUGGAAAAAUCAAAUUCAAGGCCUUUGAUUUGGGUGGUCAUCAGAUUGCUCGCAGGGUGUGGAAAGAUUAUUAUGCCAAGGUGGAUGCUGUGGUUUACCUCGUGGAUGCCUAUGACAAGGAGAGAUUCGCUGAGUCAAAGAAGGAGCUCGACGCCCUCCUCUCUGAUGAUGCACUCGUGAAUGUCCCGUUCCUCAUCCUCGGCAAUAAGAUUGACUUACCCUAUGCUGCAUCCGAGGACGAGCUCAGGUACCACCUGGGCCUCACCAACUUCACCACUGGAAAGGGGAACGUUGUGCUCUCUGACACGAAUGUCCGGCCCCUCGAGGUCUUCAUGUGCAGCAUUGUCCGGAAGAUGGGUUAUGGGGAGGGCUUCAAGUGGCUCUCUCAGUACAUCAAGUAGGGUAAAUGUAUGUACCAUUAUCUCCCUUGGUUAGCUCUGCUCCAACAGUAUGUUGCAUCGUCCCGUUUGAUUAUGCUCUUAGAUUUAGAUAAAAGCUCUGAUGAUGAUGCUGUAUCGUGUUUCUGAUGUUGUGUUUGGAAGGUGGGAUUUUCUGUGUAAUUUACUUGUGGCAAUCAGUUGUUCUAUGGAGUGGUACUGUAGUUUUCUCAAGGGUUGCGUUUUGUUGCUUUGUUUCAUUUGGUAAAUAUAAUGCCUUCAAAAAUCACAAUAUAGACCCAACAAUUCUCAAGGGUUGAGCCCUUGCUACCA